Messenger RNA from Armigeres subalbatus, 2155 nucleotides. RefSeq lists its product as uncharacterized. Gene Ontology annotation, molecular function: ubiquitin protein ligase activity; ubiquitin protein ligase binding; tumor necrosis factor receptor binding. Gene Ontology annotation, cellular component: peroxisome; aggresome. Gene Ontology annotation, biological process: negative regulation of centriole replication; protein autoubiquitination. Bases 187 to 1854 code for a protein of 555 amino acids. The record is from RefSeq and is a predicted model, not a curated record. NCBI's taxonomy places the organism in Eukaryota, Metazoa, Arthropoda, Insecta, Diptera, Culicidae. The transcript is spliced from 5 exons.
GAUGCAUCGAGUUUUUUUUUCGUUUUUUCCGGUUCAAAAUUAAUAUUUUCUUGAGAGUAGUGCAAAAGGUACGCAAAUAACACGAUAAAGUUUGCAACGUUUGUGAAGAAGUUUCCUGAUUUUAUCCUUUGUUUUCUGCAAUAAUUAUUCUGUUUUAUUUUGUUCGUAAAUAUUUCGCUACAAAUCAUGUCUGGAAUGUAUCCCAACAAACGCCUUCGCGAGAAUUUUCACUGCGAGACUUGUCCGGAAUACGGGGCGCUUCCGCUGAUCGCUCAAUGUGGUGAAUGCAACCAAAAUCUUUUCCUAAACUGCCCUCACGACGGAUUCCACGAUGGGGCACGAUAUAUCUGUACUGAUUGCGCAGAACGGUUGUCGAACAAUUUUCCGAUCUGUACAUUCCACGGCAAGUUGGUGACCUAUUACUGCUUGAACUGUGCCAAAGGCCUUUGUAUGGAAUGUGUGCUACGCUCCAACGAUCACACUGGUCACAACUAUGGAGAUCUGGAGAAGAUUUACCGCCAGCUGAGAGACCACGUCACAAAGAAGCUGGACGAACUCAGCGAGCGGUUCAAAAGCCGAGAAGAAGACAGGAAACGAGUGGCCAGGAAUCUGGAGAUGAUAACAGCCAAUGAACAGGAAUUGGUUACGGAAGUGGCCGCCUUGGCUGAAUCGGCCAAGUGCGACAUACGAGAUGCGGUGGCAGAACGCAAAGAGGAGUUGACGGCGCAAUUGGCAAAGCCGAUCAAGAAAACGAUGGACCGGAGGGACUUUGAUGCAAAGGUGAACAGCAUGUCGAAAACGGAGCUCAUCCAAAAGCAUGUUGGGAUUGUGAAGGAAAUUUCACAGCAGAUGCCAGAUCCGGUUGGACAGGCUCACGAAUUGGUCGAGUGCCACAACAUCAGAUGCUCGUUGAUUCCACGCGUUAUCAUGCAACCGCUUUUCGUAGACAACGUCCACAAAAGGAAGUCUCCCAUGUCCUUCCUUAUGUUCGAUGCUUCCGGAUAUCCUUGGUCGGUAACUGCCUUCAUCCAGAAAAAGUUCAGUCUGCAGUUUUUUGCAAAAAACAAAAGACAAGAAAAGUACCCCCACAAGGUGAUAAUUGAGCUUCUUCAUGAUGAUUUCAUGAAGACCUUGAACUAUUCGUUCAUAAUCCAGCGCUCUGAACAGAGUUUGGAGCUGGUCGAAAUGAAGUUCCUGAAGGAAAACGGCUUUAUCAGCACGGACGAACAUCACAUGCUUAUGAUGCGCAUUGGCAUUCGACCAUCCAGCUUGAUCGUGGAAAAUUAUCUUCACAUCGAUGAGAAUAACAAGUACCGGCACGGUGUGGACGAGGAAGUUGCCUCUUUGAAAGAUCAAGUUGACCAGCUCAAGCAACGCUCAUGCAGCUAUUUUUUCCUGACGCUCGCACUGUUGGUCAAAGACAAGGAUUGCGUGUUGUCUCAUCCGCUUGUGGACAGCCAGGGGACUGAGUGGUGUUUACGCUUGAGGCGUAAUGAAAAGGAGACCCGUACCAAGGAAUCGAAAGUUGCUCAUUUGGGCGUUUACAUCGUGCAACUUUGCGGCCCAAAACGCAAGUGCAAAUUCUUUGCCACACUAUUCAACAAUGACUCGGAAAAGAUCAUUCGGAUGUUCGGCGAGGAGAUGUUCGAACUGGACGAACUCAGCUACGGUCAACAUUCGUUCGUCGAUUUCAAGGAAUUGACGGAGGAGGCCGGAUACGUGAACGAUGGAAAAAUGCGUUUCGAGUUCGGAGUCACACCGAUCAUCGGCGAUCCUCCGGUGAUUCCCAUUCCGAACGACGGAACUUCCGCGGAUUUUCUCCGUUGGAGCCACCUCUUCGGCACUUUUGAUUAAAUUGCUUCAAGUUAUUCAUUGAAGAAGAAGAAGUUAUUCAUUCAACAGCAGGAAUUCUAUUUUUUAAACCUUUUUAUUAUAUUCUUAUAUGCGCGGAACGCGAGAAUUAGUUACUAAAUACGAUUUGCAAUAUCGUAUGAAAAAAUAGUAAUAAAGAGAAAAAGUCAUUACAUAGCAGUUUCGAAAAAAAAAGACUGUUGGGUAUCGGCAGGAAUUCCCGGCGGGCUAUUGUGCUUUUAACAUCUUUAAGUUUAAUUUAAAAUAGCUGCAUUGAUAAUUAUCGAGUGAGCACAUAUGAUUA